Molecule: messenger RNA, 4411 nt
Organism: Hipposideros armiger (great roundleaf bat)
Lineage: Eukaryota; Metazoa; Chordata; Mammalia; Chiroptera; Hipposideridae
Gene: DUSP16
Product: dual specificity phosphatase 16
Exons: 8
Coding region: 1022-3013 (663 amino acids)
Biological process (GO): peptidyl-tyrosine dephosphorylation; negative regulation of MAPK cascade
Cellular component (GO): nucleus; cytoplasm
Molecular function (GO): MAP kinase tyrosine/serine/threonine phosphatase activity; protein tyrosine/threonine phosphatase activity; MAP kinase tyrosine phosphatase activity
Source: RefSeq, a predicted model, not a curated record
AAGUUUCCUGACCAGCGACUCUUUCUCUCUUCCCCCAACCCCCACCCUACCCCACCCCCCCAGUCUUUCCCCCUCUUUCUGUGUAUCACUGUUUAAGGGGCUUUAAUCAGUUUUUAAACGAUUAUUAUCAUCUCUCUCUACCCCCUCCGCGAUCCCCACGCGGCCCCCCACUUUCACCUCCUUAACUUCUUUACCCCUUUCAACAUUGUUUUUUCAAGGCUGAUUGGUGGUGGUGGUGUGUGUGGGGGGGUUGGGUGGAAGAGAAAGAGUGAAGAAAAGUUGCAAACGUCUCCUCUCUUCCUAAACCUCCCGCCCCCGCCCACCCCUCAGAGAAGGAGCAGAUAAUAUAGUGAAAAGAAGACCAGGCGGAGAGCGCGACGGGACGGACGCGAGCGGCAGCGCGCGCAGCCGCCCUCCCGGCUCCGCUGCGGCGCCUCGCAAGUCCGGGAGGCGAGGGGGAACCGAGGGGAGACGCCGUGACAACUUUCGUUUCCCUCAGAGGGAGUCGGGAGGUCGGCGGCCCCAAAAAACAAGACAUGAGUUAUCCAUUUUAGAUGAGGAAACUAAGACCUUAGACUAAGUAGUUUAUCCAAAUCCCAAAGCGACUAAGAAGCGGUGUUAGAACUGGAGCUGAGAUCAUCUGAUUCGUUUUCAGGCUUUUCAGCCCGGUGUCAAGCUGUAGGAGCGAGGGAGCAAAGGUAAAGAAUGAUGUAAUGCACUGGCUGCCCCAAAGCAUCUUUUGUUGUGGAAUGGUUAUUCCGGUCAUCUCUUUAUGAAUCAAAUGUGAGGGGCUGCUUUGUGGAAGAAGUCCUUUGCAAGAGCCCAUCAACAGGAAAGAGAAAGAGACAUUCACUUGGAGGGCUCUUGCUGAAAAUGGGUUUAACUCUCCUUUUGCCAGUCACCACCAGCCUGACCUCAUACAUUUUUAGUACAAUGGAGUGGCUGAGCCUUUGAGCACACCACCAUUACAUCAUCGUGGCAAAUUAAAGAAGGAGGUGGGAAAAGAGGACUUAUUGUUGUCAUGGCCCAUGAGAUGAUUGGAACUCAAAUCGUUACUGAGAGGUUGGUGGCUCUGCUGGAAAGUGGAAUGGAAAAAGUGCUACUAAUUGAUAGCCGGCCAUUUGUGGAAUACAAUACAUCCCACAUUUUGGAAGCCAUUAAUAUCAACUGCUCCAAGCUUAUGAAGCGAAGGUUGCAACAGGACAAAGUGUUAAUUACAGAACUCAUCCAGCAUUCAGCGAAACAUAAGGUCGACAUUGAUUGCACUCAGAAGGUUGUAGUUUAUGAUCAGAGCUCCCAGGAUGUGGCCUCUCUGUCUUCAGACUGUUUUCUCACUGUACUUCUGGGUAAACUGGAGAAGAGCUUCAGCUCCGUUCACCUGCUUGCAGGUGGGUUUGCAGAGUUCUCCCGCUGUUUCCCUGGCCUCUGUGAAGGAAAAUCCACGCUAGUCCCUACCUGCAUUUCUCAGCCUUGCUUACCUGUUGCCAACAUUGGGCCAACCCGAAUUCUUCCCAAUCUUUAUCUUGGCUGCCAGCGAGAUGUCCUCAAUAAGGAGCUGAUGCAACAGAAUGGGAUUGGUUAUGUGCUAAACGCUAGCAACACCUGCCCAAAGCCUGACUUCAUCCCCGAGUCUCACUUCCUGCGAGUACCUGUGAAUGAUAGCUUCUGUGAGAAAAUUUUGCCGUGGUUGGACAAAUCUGUAGAUUUCAUUGAGAAAGCGAAAGCCUCCAAUGGCUGUGUCCUGGUGCACUGUCUGGCUGGGAUCUCUCGCUCUGCCACCAUCGCGAUUGCCUACAUCAUGAAGAGGAUGGACAUGUCCUUAGAUGAAGCUUACAGAUUUGUGAAAGAAAAAAGACCUACUAUAUCUCCAAACUUCAAUUUUCUGGGCCAACUCCUGGACUACGAAAAAAAGAUUAAGAACCAGACUGGAGCAUCAGGGCCAAAGAGCAAACUCAAGCUGCUGCACCUGGAGAAGCCAAACGAACCUGUCCCUGCAGUCUCAGAGGGUGGACAGAAAAGCGAGGUGUCCCUCAGUCCACCCUGUGCCAACUCUGCUACCUCAGAGGCAGCAGGGCAGAGGCCUGCUCAUCCUGCCAGUGUGCCCAGCGUACAGCCCUCACUGUUAGAGGACAGCCCCCUGGUACAGGCGCUCAACGGGCUCCACCUGUCCUCAGACAAGCUGGAAGAUAGCAAUAAGCUCAAGCGUUCCUUCUCCCUGGACAUCAAGUCAGUUUCGUACUCAGCCAGUAUGGCGGCAUCCUUGCAUGGUUUCUCCUCAUCGGAAGAUGCUCUGGACUACUACAAACCUUCCACAACUCUGGACGGGCCCAACAAGCUAUGCCAGUUCUCUCCAGUGGAGGAAGUGUCGGAGCAGACUCCAGAAACCAGCCCAGAUCAGGAGGAAGCCAACAUCUUGAAGAAGCCUCAGACUCCCCGGCUCACAGACAGCCAGAGCAAACGGUUACAUCCAGUAAGAACCAGCAACAGCGGUGCCACCCAGCGGUCCCUCUUAUCGCCACUGCAUCGAAGCGGGAGCGUGGAGGACAACUACCAUACCAACUUCCUGUUUGGCCUUUCCACCAGCCAGCAACACCUUGCGAAGUCUGCCGCUGGCCUGGGGCUCAAGGGCUGGCACUCGGAUAUCUUGGCUCCCCAGACCUCCACCACUUCCUUGACCAACAGCUGGUACUUUGCCACGGAGUCCUCUCACUUCUACUCCACCUCAGCCAUCUACGGAGGCAAUGCCAGUUACUCUGCCUACAGCUGUAGCCAGUUGCCCACUUGCAGUGACCAACUUUAUUCCGUGCGCAGGCGGCAGAAACCAAGUGACAGAGCUGACUCUCGGCGGAGCUGGCAUGAAGAGAGCCCCUUCGAAAAGCAGUUUAAACGCAGAAGCUGCCAGAUGGAAUUUGGAGAGAGCAUCAUGUCAGAGAACAGGUCGCGGGAAGAACUGGGGAAAGUGGGCAGCCAGUCGAGCUUCUCAGGCAGCAUGGAAAUCAUUGAGGUCUCCUGAGAAGAAAGACACUUGGGACUUCAAUUGACAGUUUUUUUCUCGUUCACAAAAGAAUAUUCCCUGUAAAUCUGAAAUAUAUAUAUGUACAUACAUAUAUAUUUUUGGAAAAUGGAGCUAUGGUGUAAAAGCAAAAGGUGGAUCAACACAAUUGUUCUCAACAUCUGCAUUUGAGAGAGCAGCUAAUACUUCUCUCAACAGAAGUGGAAGGGCAGAUGCUGGAAUCCCCCUAGACAGCUAAAACAGUUCUAUGCAAUGAAUUGCACAUCCCCUCGUUCUUUCUAAAUCAAGUUUUAUUUGGUGUUGGAGGACAGAAAUCCCCUCCCGUUCUCACGUUGUGCUUCAGAGAUAUCAAAUGCUAGUCUUUGUCCCGUCCUUCCGUAGUGCACCUUAGUGCUGAGACUGAGCCAGCCUGUGGGUCGGGUGGGUAGGCCCUACUAGGGACACAACCUAAUGGUAGAUCCAUGGGAAAUGAUCACAUCCAAAGCCGAUGCACAAAUCUAAGCUCCCGGACAGCCAAGCGAGUCAGUGAAGCAUCAUUCUCCUGUUCAGACCAUUAGGGGCCUUGCCAAGAUCUACUUUAGAGCAAACCUAGUACCUCAGACAGAAAGUCGGGGUUUUACCACUACCAUGUCUGGUAGCCCGUUUUCUCAGCAUUGUGAAUAGGUGGGUAGCUAGUCACACUUUCAGACCAAUUCAAACUGUCUAUGCACAAAUUUCCAAUUGCGCCUGGAUGGAGGUAGUUGAUUUCUUCUCAGAUUUAUGAAGAAGGGAAACCAUCUAGGAUUCAAUGUAAUAGCCACGAAUCUGGCAGCAUAAUGAUUUAAGCUGAGGUUGGGAGGCUAAACAGGUCUAGCCUCUUUAUAAAUCAAAGACUUGUUCAAAAUGGGAUUGUUAAUCCUUUAAAUAAAGAUUAACUUGGGUGAAAGCCAGAUGUGAAUUUAUUUGGGUUGGUAGCAGAGCAGCAGCACAUUCAAGUUCUCAGCCAAAGUAGAUGUUUUCCAUUUCCGUUGCAUUGCAGAUAUAUUUUGUAAAAGAGUAACAAUAAGGUAGACUUUUAUAGGGAACUACCAAGAGGGAGGAAAACGAAGGAAAGAUUAAAGUUUGUAAAAUUGCUGAGAAGCAGGAAACUUAUUUCUCAAUGGUUUUUCCCUCUUAGCAUGUGAUGAGGGUGGUAUUUCUAUAAUUUCCUAAUUAUAGACUUUCAGAUUUACUAAUCGGGCUGAGAAGAGAGGCUUUAGCAAGGAAAGAAUGUUCGGAAUGAAACAGUAUAGACUGGUGAGAAGGUGGUUGAAUUUUGUUUCAUUGUGAACAGAGUGGAAAGCCACGGCCAAGUUAUUCUCAGAAAAUAUCCGUAGUGUUUUUUUUUGUUUUUUUUGUUUUUUUUUUGAGUAGAAGGGA